Caenorhabditis remanei is the source of this 675-nucleotide messenger RNA. RefSeq lists its product as uncharacterized. Gene Ontology annotation, cellular component: membrane. Lineage: Eukaryota; Metazoa; Nematoda; Chromadorea; Rhabditida; Rhabditidae. The transcript has 5 exons. Bases 1 to 675 code for a protein of 224 amino acids. Gene Ontology annotation, biological process: carbohydrate transport. Gene Ontology annotation, molecular function: sugar transmembrane transporter activity. The record is from RefSeq and is a predicted model, not a curated record.
AUGUUUCUCGAAAUCUUCACAGUAUGGCUUGGCCUUUUCUCCAUAGGAUUCACUUUUUUGCCCAUGUUUAUGGUGUUCGAUUGGCGUAAGAGAGGGUCUGCUGAUGGUUUUAGUUCAGUUAAUUUUGUGCUUCCAAUGCUUGUACAAUCCUUCUGGCUCCGUCACGGAUACAUGACAAAUGACCAGACAAACAUCAUCAUCAAUUCUGUUAACUUGGUUUUCUUCGCAUUUUACGUCUCCGCGUUCGCCUACUAUCAACCAAAGAGAAAAUACCUCAUCGGUCAAAUCAUCGCUGCCGCCCUUGCUAUCAAAGUGGCAUUCGCUUACGUGGACACUCAUGAUGCUGCUUCGAUCAACGAUGCCAUGGGAUCAAUGGCUGCUGGAGCACAGAUUUUCAGUUUGGUUGGAGGAAUUUACGAGAUUAAACGUGUCAUCUCAAUGGGAACUACUGAAUACAUCCCAGCCGGGUUCCAGUUUGCCAUUUUCACCCUUAUUCUUCAAUGGCUUCUUUUCGGAAUUCUUCACGGAAACCAAUUCAUUGCUAUUUCCAACGCUGCCGGUUUGUUAGUAAACAUUGCAACCAUCUCAUUGUACUUCUUCUAUCCACCACUCACAUGGACUGUUCCAAUUUUCAAUAUUCCACCACAAAAGAAAGAUGCCAAGAAGGUCGAAUAA